Molecule: messenger RNA, 930 nt
Organism: Apiotrichum porosum
Lineage: Eukaryota; Fungi; Basidiomycota; Tremellomycetes; Trichosporonales; Trichosporonaceae
Exons: 4
Coding region: 1-930 (309 amino acids)
Molecular function (GO): oxidoreductase activity, acting on the CH-OH group of donors, NAD or NADP as acceptor
Source: RefSeq, a predicted model, not a curated record
AUGUCCUCCUCUCCAAAGCUGAUCAUUGCUGUGACGGGCGGUUGUGGCGAUAUCGGCCUCGGCAUCGUCAAGCGUGCCCUCGAGGACGGCCACACUGUCGUCGCCAUCGACCACAUCAACCCGGACCUCGCCCACGGCAAGCUGCCCCUGCACGAGCGCAUCACCUACCAGCAGGCCGAGCUGGCCAACUACGACGCGUUCCUCGAGGCCGUUCGCGGGUGUGAUGCCCUCGUCCACCUCGCUGCCGUCUACUCACUGCAGGACCCAAAGAACCCAGACGGCCCCCUCCUGCGUGAUAUCCCAGAGCAUGUUGUCCACAACACCAACACGGCACUGUCAUGGAACGCCCUCAACGUCGCUGCUCAGCUGGGCAUCAAGCGUGUCGCACUGGCAUCGAGCGUGAACGCCGUCGGACUGAUCUUCUCCAAACACCCUCGACUGGACUACCUUCCCCUUGACGAAGCGCACCCAUGCUACCCGGAGGAUGCCUACUCGCUCUGCAAGGUGGCUGUCGAGCAGCAGGGUGCGACUUUCGCUCGCAAGUAUCCCGACAUGCGCAUCGCCACCAUCCGCCCGCACUGGGUUGUGACUGACGAGCUGGGUUACGACCCCGUGCUUCUGGACUCGCUCAAGGGAGCCGUCAAGGACCUCUGGGGCUGGGUCACCAACUCUGCUCUUGCGCGCGCGUUCGUUCUCUCCCUCACGGUCCCCGAGAGCCAGUUCCCGUGCGGCCACGAGACCUUCUUCACGGUGGCCCCCACUAUUGCUCAGCAAACGAGCAGCAUGGAGCUUGUCAAGAAGCACUUUCCCGAGGUUACAGACUUCCGUCGCGAGUACAAGGGCAACGAGGGGUUCUAUGACUGCAGCAAGGCUGAGCGGCUGCUUGGGUGGACAGAGAGGGCGUUCCCCUGGACUGGCGAGAGUGCGUAG